Glycine soja is the source of this 2159-nucleotide messenger RNA. Its product is annotated as LEAF RUST 10 DISEASE-RESISTANCE LOCUS RECEPTOR-LIKE PROTEIN KINASE-like 2.3. NCBI's taxonomy places the organism in Eukaryota, Viridiplantae, Streptophyta, Magnoliopsida, Fabales, Fabaceae. Gene Ontology annotation, molecular function: polysaccharide binding; protein kinase activity; ATP binding. The record is from RefSeq and is a predicted model, not a curated record. The coding region runs from base 194 to 2113 and encodes 639 amino acids. Gene Ontology annotation, biological process: protein phosphorylation. The transcript is spliced from 3 exons.
AAACUUCCCUUUUAUGUUAAUGGUUAGUUGGUUAGUUUUUAUUAAUAGGAACCAUCCAACCCGUAAUUUUUCUCUUCUUUCUUUCUUAAUUACUCAACCACUCUUAUAUCUCAAAUUUCCAUUAUGUUUGAGAUGAGGGGAAAAUUAAGACCUGAUAUAAUCAUAUUCAUUAUAAGUGAGGCUUAUAGUAAGAAUGGAUGAGCAUAAUCACAUCCAUAUGCAUAUUCCCAUGCUUCUUACAUCCAUAGUUAUAUUGUUAACCACUUUGCCACAGUCCUACUGUGAUUUCGAUUAUUCUGUUUGUAAGGAGAGGCCAUACAACUGCGGGAACCUGUCCGACAUCUUCUAUCCUUUCUGGGGACAGAACCGACCUCUUCAAUGUGGCGGCGGUGGCCAAACAUUCGAACUCAAAUGCCAUGAUGACGAUAAUACUACAAUUCUAAUUGGCUCACAAAAUUUCACAGUGAAGGAGAUUAACACCAACGCUCAAACCAUGAGAGUGGUACAAACAGACCUUGUCCUCAAUUUUUGUUCUCCGCAAUUUGAGGACACUUACGUAAACUCCACUCAGUUCCGGUACUCCCCUUCAGUGUACAACAUCACCAUAUUCUACGAUUGUCUGCGCAUGACAGAUUUCCCUCAUGGUUUUGGACAGAACUUUACGUGCGGGGAUGUUUUGUCUUAUUUUGUAGUGGAAUAUGAUGAGGUGCUGUCAAAUGAAUUUCCGCGUUGCAAGCGACGUUCACACGUGCCGGCUGAGGCUCCUCUGGAUUAUACUGCUCCUGGUGCCGGAUAUAAUAAUUUGAUACAAGUUAUUGAUAGAGGGUUUGAGUUCAGGUAUGAUGUUUCUCAAGAUUGCACAAGAUGCCUGGGAAGUGAAGGAGAAUGCUGGAGCGAUUGUAAUGAUAUUGAUCAAAAUGUACUUUCAUGUUAUUAUUGUCCAGAUGGAUCUCAUGCCCUGCACUGUUCUCCUUCCAAAAGUGAACAUAAUAUAUCAAGGAAAAUCAUCAUCUUAUUAGGUGUUGCAAGUGUGGUAAUUGGGGGCUUCAUGAUAUGCAUCAUUAUUUGCUGUAGUAAAUAUUGGCCAACAGAUCAAGUAAAAUUUUGGUUGACGAUAAAAAGAAAUCGGGAUAUUGAAUCAUUCUUAGAAAACCAUGGAGCCUUAACUCUAAAAAGAUAUAAAUUCUCAGAUGUUAAGAAAAUGACUAACUCUUUCAAUAUUAAAUUGGGACAAGGUGGCUUUGGUAGUGUGUACAAAGGAGAACUUACUGGUUGUCCAGUGGCAGUGAAGUUAUUGAAUUCAUCCAAAGGACAUGGAGAAGAAUUUAUCAAUGAGGUUGCUAGCAUCAGCAAAACUUCUCAUGUUAAUGUUGUUACACUUCUUGGAUUCUGUUUGGAAGGCAGCAAGAAAGCUCUCAUCUAUGAAUUUAUGCAUAAUGGUUCCCUUGACAAGUUUAUUUACAGCAAGGGACUUGAAGCCACUCCAUCGUUGAGUUGGGAUAAUUUGUGGCAAAUUGUCUUAGGGAUAGCCAGAGGACUAGAGUACUUGCAUAGGGGUUGCAACACUCGAAUUUUACAUUUUGACAUAAAACCACAUAACAUUCUAUUGGAUGAGAAUCUAUGUCCCAAGAUAUCAGAUUUUGGGUUUGCAAAGCUUUGUCCCAGGAAAAAGAGCACUAUUUCCAUGUCAGAUGCUAGAGGAACAAUUGGGUAUGUAGCUCCUGAAGUGUGGAAUAGACAUUUUGGUGGAAUUUCACACAAAUCUGAUGUUUAUAGUUAUGGAAUGAUGUUGCUAGAAAUGGUAGGAGGGAGGAAAAAUAUUAAUGCUGAAGCAAGUCACACAAGUGAGAUAUUCUUCCCACACUGGGUAUAUAACAGGCUAGAGCAUGACAGUGACUUGAGGCCUGAUGGGGUGAUGGCCAUAGAAGAAAAUGAGGUAGCAAGGAGAAUGACUCUAGUCGGUUUAUGGUGCGUUCAAACGAUUCCAAAAGAUAGACCUACAAUGAGCAAAGUAAUAGAUAUGCUAGAAGGCAACAUAAAUUCCCUUGAAAUGCCCCCAAAGCCUAUGCUUUCUUCUCCCACUAGAUCAGUGCCAAAAUCUCCCAUUAGUUAAAGUUAUUUUCUUUGCAAUUUAUAUAGAUCUUGCAAGUUAUUUUGUA